GGCGCUCGUCAUUUUCGCCCGUUAAACAAAUGAAUUUGUGAAUAAUCCGCAGAGGCCAAGCCGGCGCAUGAUGAGUCCAAACAGCCGGUGGUCGUGAAGCUCGACUUUUAAGUCUCUCAUUGAUGACGCACUGUCGAUUGUUAGAAUGUCGAGCAUCCGCGUAGCCAUACUCGACGACUACAAUGACCUUGCUAGCCAAUAUCUUGGAGGUCUCGACUCCACCCUUAGCUUCACCCACUUCCCCAACACAAUCCUUCCCUCCCGGGACCCCUCUGAGCUCAUCCACAGGCUGCGCGAUUUUGAGGUCAUAUGCACCAUGCACGAGCGGACCCCACUGCCUUCUAGGGUCAUAAGAGAACUUCCCAGGCUCAAGGUCUUGCUGACAACGGGGAUGAGGAAUCUAGGGAUAGAUCUGGAGGCGUGCCGACAGAUGGGCGUUACAGUAGCAGGAACAUCUCCCCCGUCGGAUGACAGCAACAUCGCAGCGACGGUCCAGCAUACCUGGGCGUUGAUCCUCGCCCUGGCUUGUAACAUCUCUCGCGAUGCCUCCCUCAUCUCAACCGGGUCCUGGUUGAGCGCGAUGCCCCUCAAUUUCUCGCUUCCCGGAUCGACGUUGGGGAUUCUGGGGCUUGGCAAACUGGGCCUGGGCACGGCACGUAUUGGCAAGGUCGGGUUCGACAUGAAGAUCAUCGCAUGGUCGCAGAAUCUCACUCAGGAGAAGGCGGACGAAGCGGCUCGGAAGGCCGGACUCUGCGUAGGUGAUAUUCAGGUCGUCAGCAAGCAGGAACUUUUCCGAAGCUCUGAUGUCUUGUCUCUACACUGUAUCCUAUCCGAGAGGACUCGGGGCAUCGUGGGUGCGGAGGAUCUUGCGCUCAUGAAGACCACCGGAAUGAUCAUCAACACGAGUCGUGGUCCGUUGAUCGACGAGAACGCACUUUUGGAUGCCUUAGAUCAUGGUACUAUACGAGGAGCCGCUUUGGACGUGUAUGAUCUUGAACCCUUGCCUCUGGGAUCGAGGUGGCGUACCACCAAAUGGGGCGAGGCAGGGCGGUCUCAGGUGGUACUGACUCCGCAUUCUGGUUACUCUUACGAGCCAACCAUUACACACAUGUGGAAGGAGACUCGGUCCAACCUGGAGCGACUGUCGAGAGGGGAGGCCAUUGUGAAUCUCAUGGUCCCCGCGACGUAGUGGACUCUUACACACCGAUAUCCGAUUUCGCCCCGGAGCACACGAUACCUAGACCCUCGCUGAAGAGGAUCGCAUACCCUAGCAUAUACUAUGAUUGCAUA
Molecule: messenger RNA, 1290 nt
Organism: Kockovaella imperatae
Lineage: Eukaryota; Fungi; Basidiomycota; Tremellomycetes; Tremellales; Cuniculitremaceae
Product: D-isomer specific 2-hydroxyacid dehydrogenase
Exons: 2
Coding region: 146-1189 (347 amino acids)
Molecular function (GO): oxidoreductase activity, acting on the CH-OH group of donors, NAD or NADP as acceptor; NAD binding
Source: RefSeq, a predicted model, not a curated record